CCUCAAGUCCUCGACGUCCUCGAGUCCGUGCACUCGAUGGAGUCCGCAGACCCGGCCCCCCCCGGUGACGAUGCUUCGUCCCAGGGCGAGAAGGUGGACCAGGAGGAGAAGGUGCACUUCUCCCGUGAGGACAUGGACAUUGCCAUAGCCGAGGCUGCCAAUGCUGCUCGAGCCGAGGAGGCUGUAGCCAUGGGGGCCCGCGUAGGAGGACUGCUAGAAGAUGUGCAGGGCCUGCUUAAUCGCACUGCACGGUUGUCGAGGGAGGUGGAGAACCUGGCGGCCGAUGUCUCGGUGGCUCUGCAGGGGCUGGCCGAGAUGCGACAGCGCAUGGACCGCUUAGAGCUUGUCAAUGUCAAGGACACCCUCAAGCAGGUCCAGCAGCAGCUUGACAACAUCGAGCCGAUGCUUGGCCACCUUUGGGACAGCAGGAACCCGAAGACUCCGCCGACUCCGCCCUCGCGCAACUGCGACCGCAGCCGCUCUCCAGCACGACAUCCUGAAGACGACUGA
Messenger RNA from Symbiodinium sp. CCMP2456, 510 nucleotides. NCBI's taxonomy places the organism in Eukaryota, Dinophyceae, Suessiales, Symbiodiniaceae. The record is from the annotation of a GenBank genome assembly.